Molecule: messenger RNA, 2488 nt
Organism: Pseudophryne corroboree (corroboree frog)
Lineage: Eukaryota; Metazoa; Chordata; Amphibia; Anura; Myobatrachidae
Gene: TTC8
Product: tetratricopeptide repeat domain 8
Exons: 15
Coding region: 458-1975 (505 amino acids)
Biological process (GO): non-motile cilium assembly
Cellular component (GO): ciliary basal body; non-motile cilium; BBSome
Molecular function (GO): protein binding
Source: RefSeq, a predicted model, not a curated record
ACAGACUGAAAGCUGCUUUUGGGGAGGAAGCACCACCCUGAACCAAUGUGGUUUGCAGAAUUACGGUGCAGGACGAGGUCCCUGGAAGAGGAGGAGCAAUGCGGCCGGCCUGUGUCCGCCAUCACCGAGGACAACGUUGCUGCUGUGCGGGCUACAGUUGAGGUGGACGCCAGGGUGACACGGCCCAGUUAGAGAAGGAGAUAGGCACCUCAUAAGGAUCUAUCCGCAUGGUACACCACAAAAAGCCUGGUUCUGCACGCUGGGCACCAUCAGCUGACUGGAGAGUAGGAGGCUCAGGCGGAGAGCGGGGCAGCCCCAUCAGGCACCAGCGAGGACACCCCUGCCCUCCCGGAGGACCCCGCGGUUGCUACGCCAGAGACGCCUGAGCCGUUGCCAGGGAGACGCGGCCUGCUGCUGUGCCGACUCCCGGCCUGUGCUGGUGCGGCGCUGCGGCGGGAUGGGGCUGGACAUGGAGCCUCUGCUCCAGGCGUGGAGCUACUUUCGCCGCAGGAAGUUCGAGCUGUGCUCACAGGCCUGUAGCCGCAUCCUGGAGAGGGAGCCCUGUGACCAGGCAGCAUGGAGCCUGAAGACCCGGGCCCUGACUGAGAUGGUGUACGUGGAUGAGAUUGAUGUGGACCAGGAGGGAAUCGCUGAGAUGACGUUAGAUGAUAGUUCUAUUGCACAGGUGGCACGGCCCGGGACUUCCCUCAAACAAACAGUGGGCAAGAAAUUGGAGGGUCCAAGUCCAGCAGUCAGACCUGUCACCCAAUCCGGGAGACCACUCACUGGCUUUGUGCGGCCCAGUACACAGUCUGGCCGGCCGGGUACCAUGGAACAGGCCAUCCGGACCCCCAGAACAGCACAUACCGCACGGCCUAUGACCAGCGCCUCUGGCCGAUACGUGCGCCUUGGAACGGCUUCAAUGCUGACGAGUCCGGAAGGACCUUUUAUUAAUUUGUCCAGGUUAAAUCUUUCUAAAUACGCACAAAGCCCCAACAUGGCAAAGACAUUGUUUGAAUAUAUCUUCCACCAUGAAAACGACGUGAAAAAUGCGCUGGAGAUGGCGGCACUGGCCACAGAAUAUGCGCAGUUCAAGGACUGGUGGUGGAAGGUGCAGCUGGGAAAGUGCUAUUACCGGCUGGGUCUGUUCCGUGAAGCAGAAAAUCAGUUUAAAUCGGCUCUGUCACAUCAGGACAUCGUGGAUAUAUUCCUGUACCUGGGGAAGGUGUACGCGCGGAUGGACCAGCCCCUGACUGCUUUAGCCCUCUACAAACAAGGUUUAGACCGCUUUCCGAAAGAAGUGACCCUCCUGUGCGCAGUGGCCCGGAUCCACGAGGAAAUGAAUAAUCUGACCUCUUCCUCGGAGUACUACAAGGAGGUUCUCAAGCAGGACAACACUCACGUGGAAGCCAUUGCGUGUAUCGGGAGUAACCACUUUUACACAGACCAGCCGGAGAUUGCGCUGCGGUUCUACAGGCGCCUCCUGCAGAUGGGUGUCUAUAACUGCCAACUCUAUAACAAUCUGGGGCUGUGCUGCUUCUACGCCCAGCAGUAUGACCUGAUCCUCACCUCCUUUGAGAGGGCUCUGUCGCUGGCGGAGAAUGAGGAGGAGGCUGCAGACGUCUGGUACAACUUGGGCCAUGUUGCUGUGGGGAUUGGAGACCUCGGUCUGGCCUAUCAGUGCUUCAAGCUGACGCUAGCCAGUAACAAUGAUCAUGCAGAAGCCUAUAAUAACCUGGCUGUCCUGGAGAUGCGGAAGAAUCGCGUAGAGCAGGCCCGGGCCCUGCUGCAGACCGCCGCCGCCCUGGCUCCUCACAUGUAUGAACCGCAUUUCAACUUUGCCUCUCUCUCCGACAAGAUCGGAGACCUCCAGAGCAGUUACGUAGCAGCUCAGAAGUCAGAGGCCGCCUUCCCUGACCACGUGGAGACUCAGCAGCUCAUUAAGAAGCUUAGGCAGCAUUUUGCAAUGAUCUGAAGCGGGAUGUCACGCAGAGCUUGGUUAUAGAGCUGACAGCAGCCGCUAUGUAGUACUAGCAGCAGUGUAGAGGGCUGGGUGUAACAUUACCAGGGAGCAGUGUGCUGGCAUGUGAUGCUGCAGUUAUCACUACAUAGAGAAGCAGGGUGUGACGCAGAGCUUGGUUAUAGAGAUGACAGCAGCCGCUAUGUAGUACUAGCAGCAGUGUAGAGGGCUCGGUGUAACAUUACCAGGGAGCAGUGUAUGGCAUGUGAUGCUGCAGUUAUCACUACAUAGAGAAGCAGGGUGUGACGCAGAGCUUGGUUAUAGAGAUGACAGCAGCCUCUAUGUAGUACUAGCAGCAGUGUAGAGGGCUGGGUGUAACAUUACCAGGGAGCAGAGUGCUGGCAUGUGAUGCUGCAGUUAUCACUACAUAGAGAAGCAGGGUGUGACGCAGAGCUUGGUUAUAGAGCUGACAGCAGCCGCUAUGUAGUACUAGAAAAGGAGAGAUGGCUGCGCUGGAUUUCAGAAAUA